Aspergillus welwitschiae is the source of this 587-nucleotide messenger RNA. RefSeq lists its product as uncharacterized. The transcript has a single exon. The record is from RefSeq and is a predicted model, not a curated record. The coding region runs from base 99 to 464 and encodes 121 amino acids. NCBI's taxonomy places the organism in Eukaryota, Fungi, Ascomycota, Eurotiomycetes, Eurotiales, Aspergillaceae.
CCGGCUUCAUUACAGGUUUCGGCAUCAAUUCAUCAACGUUACUAUGAUAUCCUCUCGUGCAUCAGGCCACUCAUGCUUGCCACGGUCAAUAACCUCAGAUGCCGGUUUACCCCUAUUAUGACAUAUCGCCAAGUGACUGUCCACUCCAUAUCCGAGCCGGUUGCAAUAGUUCGGCAUCCUUCGCGACGGCAACUGCCUCCGUCUUAUGCACGGCAUCCACGGCAUGCCGUCACAAUGCUGGCCAGUCUCUGACUCGGAUGAACUCGGCGCCUCACACCUCAGCGGCUCAGCCAUCUGCAUCCUCACUUCUCCAUCCCGACCCGAAAAUCCUGGCAGCUUUUCGGAGCUGUGGAGCUCUCAUCCCAUACGUGUCAGUUGCCAAACAAUCAGCGCAGCAAAACUUACCCGACAUCCCGCCUAGCAUUGCCUGUCAAAGUCGUGAAGCGCGAAUAACACAUUUUUAGGCUAAAACGUCUUCCGGAUAAAGGGUGAGAUUGACGCUAUAGUCUAGCACUAUCUAUCUACCAGCUCUACGCGAGGCGCGAGACACGCAUCCAGAGUGGUCCAGGUGCAUCUCAAGGCAGGUC